AUGCGUCGCACAUUACGGCAAUUUGCAGCUGUUAAGCCUGCCAGAUAUCUCGAGGCCAACACACCUACUGGUCUCACUGGCCUCCAUACUCAUCCUUCGCCCCGCUCCGCUCUACUCUACCUCUACGCCUCUACCCUCGACAAAUUGAAAGAAUUCCCCUCCACAUCUCUGUACCGCCAAUCCACCGAGGCCCUUACAAACCACCGUCUAAAAAUCGUACAAUCUGUUGUGCCAGCUGGAUACGAUGAAUGGGCAGCGAAGGCGAAAGAAACUCUUGCUGCGCAUCCAGAAGUUUUCACUACCCCAGAGGGUGGCAUACACUUUGAUCAAGGGAAAAAUAAGAAACUGAAUGCCGGAGGCAAGGUCUUCGUACAGUCGGAAAUUGAAAAGGAGGUUGAUUGGAGUAAGGAGGAGUGGGACGGAGAGGAAGGGAGUGCAGAGUUGGAGGGUGUGAGGACGACACAGGAAAGAAAGGGACAAAGUGUUUUGGCUAAAGAGAGACCUGGUGAGGAUGAAAAACAGGUCGUCUGGGAGAAUGAGCCUGCGUUGAAUGUCGAUCAAAUCGAGGAAAUCGAGAAUAAGAUUGGCGCUGGAUUGAUCGAGGAGGUCAUUCAGGUCGCCGAGGGCGAAUUAACCCUCACUAAUGUCUUAUUGAAGGCCAAAGUAUGGGAGGAUCUCGAGGAGAAGCCUGUCGAGGGGCAAUGGACAUAUUUCAUGCGCGAUAGUGGUACCCCAACUACCCAACAACCACCUCAAAAGUAA
This is a messenger RNA of Botrytis sinoallii, 762 nucleotides long. RefSeq lists its product as uncharacterized. The transcript is spliced from 3 exons. Lineage: Eukaryota; Fungi; Ascomycota; Leotiomycetes; Helotiales; Sclerotiniaceae. Gene Ontology annotation, biological process: respiratory electron transport chain. The record is from RefSeq and is a predicted model, not a curated record. The coding region runs from base 1 to 762 and encodes 253 amino acids.